AUGGCACAAGAAUCAAUCUCUGCUCUUCAAUUGGUAGAUGAAUUCUACUUCUCAGCUCUCUUUGAUGAAAACCAAGAUCAGAUUUUCUCUAUAUCAGAUUCCAAGUAUGCAGAAGAGCUACAAUUCCAAGAAGCUCUAAUGGGCUCAAUCAUGGAUUCUCAAAUGCCAAACAUUGUCAUGCCAUCGACAAUCCAAGCAAGUCCUGCAUCAACCACCCCAGAACCAGUCGAGCCAACAAAAGAAGUUGGUGAAUCAUCUCAGAGCUUCUGUGAGAUUUGCAUGGAAAGGAAAGAAUUCGACGACAUGUUCAGAAUCCAUAACUUCUCUCAUUCCUAUUGUUUUGAUUGCAUAAACAAGCACGUCGCUACGAAGAUCCAAGAAAAUAUGAGAGUUGUCAAAUGCCCCGGUUGGGGCUGCAAAGGCGUGCUAGAACUCAAUGCUUGCAGGGCAAGGAUGGCGGUUGAAGUGGUUGCGAAAUGGGAUGAGUUGGUGUGUGAGUCUAUGAUUCUUGAAACAGAGAAAUUUCACUGUCCCUUUAAGGACUGUUCUGCAAUGUUGGUUGAUGAAAAUGGUGGAGAGGGAAUUAGGGAGUGUGAGUGUCCUAUUUGUCACAGGCUGUUUUGCGCAGAGUGUUAUGUGCCGUGGCAUGGUGGGAUUGAGUGCGAGGAGUUUCAGAGAUUGAAUGAGAAUGAGAGAGAGAUGAAAGAUCUGAUGGUGAGAGAAUUUGCUAAUAGUAACAGAUGGGUGAGUUGUCCUCACUGCAAAUUUUAUGUUGAAAGAACAUAUGGUUGUUCCCAUAUGAAUUGUAGGUGCGGAUUUCAAUUUUGCUAUGAAUGUGGAGGAACUUGGGGUUAUAGUCACAUCUGUGCUCAGAGACUACGAUUCACAUUUAAUAUUGUCUAUUUGAGGUUGUUAUCUGAUUCGAGAAUAAAUUCAAAAGCGAGUAUUCAGUUUUAA
Molecule: messenger RNA, 957 nt
Organism: Camellia sinensis
Lineage: Eukaryota; Viridiplantae; Streptophyta; Magnoliopsida; Ericales; Theaceae
Source: RefSeq, a predicted model, not a curated record